UCCGUGUGCAUACAAAUAACAAAGCGAUGGGUCAUAAGUCAUAAAUCAUAGUUACCAUCAUUAAUCUUAUGACUAAUCACUGGACAACAAGUGAUAAAUCGUAAGAUACUGCUAGGAGAAGUUAGUAGAUGAGAAGGUGAGAAGGAUAAAUAGCAGUGCAGCCUAGUACAUGGGUAACAGCCUAGGAGUAAUCGUUGCUGUAACUUUGGGACGAGGCACAGAGCUUUCUUAAGCUGAAGGCUGCAGCUGGCUAAGAGGGGUGCUCUUCUCCCCGAUGAGCAAAAACCAAAUUUGGAACGCAUUCAGUUGGGAAUCGCAGCUUCUGGAAACCGGGUUUUUGGCAAUCUUCCUGUGCCCUUUGUGGACUCUUUCCCGGGUGGCCAAGGAUACCCCUCCUUCCUUUAUUGUCAUCUGGGCCUAUCGCUGGCUUAUUUUCAGAAUCAUGCUCGGAGCGGGGAUGAUUAAAAUACGAGGGGAUCGUUGCUGGAAGGACUUGACCUGCAUGAAUUAUCAUUACGAGACCCAGCCUGUUCCCAAUCCGGUGGCCUAUUUCAUGCAUCGGUCGCCUUGGUGGUUCCAUGCAUUUGAGACCCUCUUCAACCACUUCAUUGAGCUGGUUGUGCCCUUCUUUGUCUUCCUGGGGCGGCGCAUGUGUAUAGCCCACGGCAUUCUUCAGAUCCUCUUCCAGGUACUGCUUAUCAUCAGUGGGAAUCUGAGCUUCCUCAACUGGUUGACCAUCGUGCCCAGUAUAGCGUGCUUUGAUGAUGCCUCCUUGGGGAUCUUGUUUGGUUCCAGCAAAGGAUCUCUGAAGACCCACGUCCUGAAGAUUCAAGCCGAAGAGGCAACAGGGAAAGUUGGCCCUUUACAAUACGGGAGCUAUAUCCACAAAGCUGUGAAUGUAACCUUGGGGGCACUGAUCCUCUUCCUCAGCAUUCCAGUGGUUCUCAACCUGAUUAGUUCCCGGCAAAUCAUGAACACUUCCUACAACCCCCUCAGGAUCGUCAACACAUACGGAGCAUUUGGAAGCAUAACCAAAGAGAGAACCGAGGUUAUAAUCCAAGGGACUUCCAGCUCGGAUCCCAAUGACCCUGCUGCAGUUUGGGAAGAAUACGAAUUCAAGUGUAAACCAGGGAAUCUGCAAAGGCGGCCCUGCCUGAUCAGCCCCUACCAUUACCGCCUGGAUUGGCUGAUGUGGUUUGCCGCUUUCCAGACCUACGAACAGAACGAAUGGGUCAUUCACUUAGCCGGGAAACUCUUGGCCAACGAGAAAGAAACUUUGUCUCUUCUGGCCUUCAACCCAUUUGAGGACAAGGCGCCACCCAAGUGGGUUCGGGGAGAGCAUUUCAGAUACAAGUUCAGCCGGCCAGGUGGACAGCAUGCCCAGCAGCAGAAAUGGUGGAUCCGUAAGAGGCUUGGGCCUUACUUCCCACCCGUCAACCUUAAAGGACUGAAGAAGUUUUUCAGGGCUCGAAACUGGCCGGAUCCAAAGCAGAACUGAGCAAAAACCCCGUUCGGAAAUCCAGAAUUCCCAACCCCCCCCGCCCCCCAGUUUUGUCUUUGGCCAUCCUGUGGGUUGUGUAAAUUCUCUUCUCUGUUGUCGAUACUUCACAGUAGGGCAAGCCCCAGCACUCUCUAAAGGCCACUAGGCCAGGGAUAAAAACAGUGGAGUUUCUUUUCUACAUUUAAGGGAGCUGAAGCCAAAUUGGAUGCUUAGGGCACUAUUUGGAAAUGAAUGGGGGGAAAAUGAAAACUCUGUCUGUAAGUAGAUGUCAGCAACUCUUACCCUCUUGAUUAGCCUAACACAGGGGUCUGCAAACUUAGCUCUUUUAAGACUUGUGGAUUUCAACUCCCUCAGUUCCUCAGCCAGCAAAGCUGAAGUCCACAAGUCUUAAAAGAGCCAAGUUUGCAGACCCCUGGCCUAACAGAAGGGACCCUUUCCAAAGAUCAGCCAAGUGUAGACACACAAAAUGCAAUAACUAGAUGUGUUAACAAGUCCUGAAGGCAGCGUUGGUUUUCACAUUAUCUUACUACCGGUUCGCCCCACGCACCUGGUUUGCACACGCACCUGCCUUCCACACAUGCGCCCGGCCUUCUGUGCAUGUGCUGUGCUUGCUCGUGGGCCUUCUGCGCUUGUGCCCGGCCUCAAAAACAUGCCUAAAAAUAGGGCAGCAUAGAGCCGGGGCAGGUGGACAGGCCCACCCACAAUUUCCACUACCGGUUCGGGCAAACCGGUCCAAGCCAGCUGAAUGCCACCUCUGCCUGAAUGUUAGCAAAAUUAGCAAGAUAAAAGGAGGUAACCUUUGUGAUACAAGAGGGAGAGCGAGUAGUUGAGAAGAUGGAGGAUUUUUCUUUUAAAAAGGCAUGGAAUUAAUCUGACAUCUGUCUAGGGCGGUUGAGUGUUUAAUUUGAGAGCUAUUACACACUGAAAUUGUCAUAUUAGACGUUCCAUUUAAAUGAAAGUAAGUUCUGUCCAAGACCCAACAACUUAUUCCCCUCCCACCAACUUUUGGAAGAAUGAGGUCCUGCACCCCACCUUAUAAAAAUCAGGUUGCAGAAGCCUGGACUCAGGGGUCCUCAAAGGCUGUUGGUUCAACUGGUUUCUGCCUGAAGUCAGCUUCAAUAGGUCAGUGGAUCCUUCGAGCGCCGUCAAACCCUUCGUGCAAAGCCAUAGAUGCAAAAUUGAAAUAGAAUGCAAAAAAGGAACCAAUACCUCGUGAGAUUUCAUGCGGUUGCGUAAAGGUCUAGUGAGGUGUUGCUCCGCUCAGGGAUUUCAGCCAAGUGACUUUGCACACCUCGACAAGAGAAAUCAAAUCCUGUUAAGGUAGACUUUAAUUUCAUUUUUAGGUCCUUGGGCGCCACCUAGUGUUGAUAUGGUUAUUAUAUCAGUAGGACAGUAAUUACUGGGUGAGGAGAUAUUUCUCUUAUUUUUUUCCUUUUGAUACCUUUCCCCUCUUUCUCCGGAACAGCCUCUGGGGAAGCGAGGCAGCUCCCACCAAAAAUCCUGAACGAUCCAGUUGACCAAUUAAUGCUUGGCUUGUGAGGACGUUUUGCCCACAACCCACUGGGGCAUUUGUUAGUAUUUUUAUUUGGCAUCUGCUUAUAUUUGAGCAUAAUACAACACCAAUUCUUGGGAAACUUAAGACAAACCAACUUUUUUUUUUUUAAUUCUUCAUUCAAGAUGAGGCAGCAUUAAAAUACACCCUUAAUGUCCAGAGUUCAAAUUCACAGAAACGGCUUUUAAAAAAAUCUUCUACUUUUAACUUACUGUCCACCAGUGGUCAAAAUUAGAAGGAAUUUGUCCCAAGGACUACGCAUAUUCUCCCUAUUAUGUAUUUUUUUUUGAUCUAAUGGGGUCUCUGUUUCUCCUUACAAGGGGACUAAUAGAACACAAGGCCUAAUCCCACAUAAAACCUUGCUAUCCAAAAAACCUGUUUCACAUGGGGGGAAAAAAACCAGUUAUCAUUCUUUUCUAAUAAA
Molecule: messenger RNA, 3477 nt
Organism: Ahaetulla prasina
Lineage: Eukaryota; Metazoa; Chordata; Lepidosauria; Squamata; Colubridae
Product: lipase maturation factor 1-like
Exons: 9
Coding region: 275-1498 (407 amino acids)
Biological process (GO): protein maturation
Cellular component (GO): endoplasmic reticulum membrane
Source: RefSeq, a predicted model, not a curated record